This is a messenger RNA of Aspergillus pseudonomiae, 1179 nucleotides long. RefSeq names its product SRR1 family protein. Lineage: Eukaryota; Fungi; Ascomycota; Eurotiomycetes; Eurotiales; Aspergillaceae. The record is from RefSeq and is a predicted model, not a curated record. Bases 195 to 971 code for a protein of 258 amino acids. The transcript has 3 exons.
ACUUAGAGUACCGCAAGAUACAAUGAGGCAGAUCAAACCGUUGGGAGGAGUAGAAGGCAAAGUUGAUCAAAAUCCCCGAUAAGAUAACGAAUCCCACUCUUGACCGCCCGCAUCGCGAUUAAUCAAUUCAUCAAUCACCACCAUGUCCUCGAUUUCAACACCGACCCGAAAUCCCAGUUGGAAUCCCUGCAAUAAUGCCCCACAGCAAUCGCAAGAGAAACCUCAAGCACCAUAAGCGUCUCGAAGUCACCGACCCCAGCGGCUGGACGCACGUCACCACGGGCGGAAAAAGCGCCCGUCGAGCUCUACGUACCACGCAACAGCACCAUGACAACCCAGAACAGGGCGAACAGUCCCAGAUCCUUGUCCCCGCCGAAGCGCCGGCACAGUUGAAUUUGGAAGAUCUCCACGCACAAUUCCGAGGGUAUCAGCAGCGAUGGGAGGGGUCGGAGAGUUGGAGGGUGGUCGAGACUGCACUGUCGUCGGCCACAGUGAAAGUGGAUCGCAUUGUCUGUAUUGGACUGGGAAGUCCGAGUGGGUUUCUGAAGGGUGGUUGGGUGGAUAGAAGGAGCGUAUCAAUGUAUCAGCUCGCCGGGUUGGUGAGCGUUGUGGAUCGCCUGAAAAAAUCAAUCCCGAAUCUCGAAGUCUGCGCUCAGGACCCUGUGUUCAAUACCCAUGACCAAUCCCUGCUCGCUUCUCUUGACAUUGCUGUUCUCGACCACCCCCAUGGCUUCGAAAAAGUCUGUCCUGGAACUCUCCUCUACUGCCCCGGCGCGGAACGGACACACCUUGAACAACUUCUUUCGCACGCGCCUACACUGGUUUUUGGUGGGCCAUUAGAAGACAUCGAGUCGGAGGCUGUGAAGCAGUUCGUGGAAUCAACGAAGUCUGUUAGGAUCCCGCGGUUCGAAGAUAUGGAACAUGCGUUCUGGAAUAUGAGACUAUAUUCACAUGAGAGCGAUGAGCAAUAGAUGAGAAGACAAGACGAACUGGAUAGGAGUAUAAUACAACGACUGAAUAUCUCUAUCAACGAACAGAUGGAUGCUGAAUUGAAAGUAGUAUUUGCAAAAGUCUGAAACACCCCACCAACGUCGAGCGUUCAGGAGAUAUAUACACAAUGACACUCUUCCAGCCAUCGUCCAGGCAUGCAUAUGCAAUAUAGAACCACUCUCAAUAGUU